CUCACUCACUGUAAGCGCCACGCCGCGACAGACAUCCAGCGCCGAGGGUUCCAUCGUGAAUCGUGAUGCGCGAUCCGGCCCGGCCCCCGCAUCAUCCUCCACACCCCUUUGUUUGCUGCACAGCGCGCGGCUGCCUGAUCAGUUAUCACUGCAUCUCGCCCCCCGGGCCAUGGUCAUUGGCUGCGGCGGCCGUCAUGGAGCUUCCGCAGAGCGUGCCCGGUCGUUGAUGACCUACAAGUGCGAAUAUAAGGGGCUCUCACGCGUCGCAGGCAAUGCUGCCGGGCUUCUGCGCGCGUCUCUUCGCCCCCCCACGAAGACGACGACGACACUUGCUGAUGCCGCUUCGGCUCCCAUCUGCCGCACGCGACGAACCAGGUGCCGCUCUCUGCCAUUUAUCAUGAAACGAGCCAUGACUGCGGACAGGUCAGGCGGCAGUCACCGCCUGUGGAAUCCCACGCUGGGGAUCCGCUUCUCGCCCAGCCCAACGUCGACGCCGCCGCCGCUGUACCCUCCGCUGGACGUGGCUCGCUUCGCCCAUGCCGCCGCCGGCGCGGAACGCAGCGUCGACGUGCUAGAGGGGGGGACCGAGGAUGAGAAAGGGAGGCGUGACGAAGGCCACCGAAUCCACGCCGGCCCGUCGAAACUCCUCGCGGAAGAAGCCGUCAACGUCCCAGCGCCGGCAGACGGCAGCCGGGGCGGCACCCAGACCAUGUCCGCCGCCAAUGUAGCGCCUUCGGCGGUGGACGCCGGCGAGCGUGGCAAGGCCCAGGACCGCGCCGUGAACCCGUCGUCGCCGCCGCGCACAUCGCUGGGCUUCAACAUGUCGGACGACCUGUUCCACGCGGCCCGUACCGCCGCCGGCGGGUCCCCCGAGUCGUACUGGUCACACAAGCUCUACCGGCGCGGUUUCGAAAAGGUCGUCGUCCACUACUGCACCAGCAGGCACACCAUGGAGUUGGUUUGCCGCAAGUACUUCCUCGGCGAGCCUGUCCUCGGCUUCGAUCUCGAGUGGCAGUCCUACGCGACACUCGCCCAUGGGCCCCGCGAGAACGUCUCCCUCAUCCAAAUCGCGAGCCCCAGCCGCAUCGGCCUUUUCCACGUGGCCCUGUUCGGCUCCUCUUCCUCCUCGUCCACCACCUCCCGCAAGGCGUCCCCCGAAGACCGCUCCGUCUUCGUCGCGCCCACAUUUCGCGCCAUCAUGCAGGACUCAGACGUCACCAAGGUCGGCGUGCACAUCCAGGGCGACUGCACCCAUCUCAGAAAGCACCUCGGCGUGUGCACCCGCGGCGUCUUCGAGCUCAGCCACCUAUACAAGCAGGUCAAGUACUCGGCCGCCCGCACGCCAGGCCUCAUCAACAGGAGGAUCAUCGCCCUGUCCACCCUGGUCGAGGAGUGCCUGCGCCUGCCGCUGUACAAAGCCCCCAGUGUCCGCUCGAGCAACUGGAUGCGACGCCUCAACGACAAGCAGCUGCAGUGUACGUGUGUGACUUUGCGCCAAGGCUGCGCUUCUGCUGUUUCUUUCUUGUUCAACUUUUCUCUCUCUGUCUGUCUGUGUGUGUAGGUGCUGACUGAGUAGAUGCCGCGUCGGACGCCUACGCUGGCAUCCAGCUGUACUACGUCUUAGAGGGAAAACGCAUGGCGCUCGAUCCCUGCCCGCCGCGACCUCACAACGCCGAGCUCGGCCUCCCCAUCCCUUUUAUAAUGCCAAAGUCAGACCCGGAGCCGGGCAGUGACGCCGACGACUCCAUUCAGGAACAGCCCACCAGUGGCAACGCCGCCGCCGCCGCCGCAUCCACGCCCCAAUCCGCCGCAGUGACGCAGACGCCCGAGGAAGCCCCAUCCCUUCUCCCAUCUCCCGAGCCUCGCAACCCGCCCGUCGCCCCCCGCGCUGAUCUCCGCCGCCGCGAGUUCCGCUCCUCCGAGUACAUGCCCAAGGCAGUCCCAUCCCCUCUACCACCCCCCAAGGCUCAGGACGCGCGCGUCGUCGCCGCUGAGCUCUGCAGCCGCGAGUACCGCUCCUCCAAGCAGAUGCGCGUGUUGGCGGCGCCGGCCGCCCUGCGCGCCUACUACCUGUGGCACGCCAACGACGGACUGGGGCCUGGCCCGAUUGCCAGACUCUUGAGAGACCCGCCACUCCAGGUCAACACCGUCGUGUCGUACAUCCUUGACGCCAUCAAAGCGGAGGGGCUCCCCUACGACAAGGCGAGGCUUGGUGAGGAGAUACUGCCACUGCUGGACACGAACCGGGUAGAUGGACGGUACCGCUCCCUCACGGAGGCGUGCGCGGCGGACGGCUCAGGGGGCGCGGCAUCAUGAUAGGGAAACUCCCAUCUAUUGGUAUAUAUACUCAAAUCUAUCAUCUAUGACGAAAGCAGUCCUCUCCCCCUAUUGAUCUGCACCUUCUUGUCCUCGCCUCCGCUUACAAUGCCCCACGUCUUGUCCCACACAACGCUCAGCACCUUGGCGCCGUCGCCGGCGGCCGGCAGCUUUUUGCCCUGCAGCCACUCCCGGCCGAUGGUGUAGGCGGCCUCGCUCACGCGACCUCCGCCCUCCUCGAGACCGCCAGGCCGCACGCUGCGCAGGUCCCAUACGCGGCAUGUGCUGUCGUGCGAGCCGGAAACGAGGGAGUAGUCGUUUUCGGGCGACGGCGACAGCGAGACGACCAUGUUGACGUGGCCGCGCAGGGUCAUGGCGGCCGUGGCCGCGGCCGACUCGCGGGGAUCGAGGAGGGUGAUGUGCCUGGCCGACGUGCCGGCCGCGAUCAGCGAGUUGGUGGGGAGCGCGGCGGCGCACAUGAUGGGGUGCAUCGUUGUCAGCCGCGAGACCUCCUUUUGCGUCGUCAGGUCGAUGGUCCGGACGGUAUGAUCCUGCGAGGCAGAGUACGCGACGGUGGCGUCGUUGGGGUGGAAGAUGGCGGCCGUCACGGC
This is a messenger RNA of Purpureocillium takamizusanense, 2927 nucleotides long. RefSeq lists its product as uncharacterized. Lineage: Eukaryota; Fungi; Ascomycota; Sordariomycetes; Hypocreales; Ophiocordycipitaceae. Gene Ontology annotation, cellular component: nucleus; cytoplasm. Gene Ontology annotation, molecular function: nucleic acid binding; 3'-5' exonuclease activity. The transcript has a single exon. Gene Ontology annotation, biological process: nucleobase-containing compound metabolic process. The coding region runs from base 170 to 1561 and encodes 463 amino acids. The record is from RefSeq and is a predicted model, not a curated record.